Messenger RNA from Acipenser ruthenus (sterlet), 2700 nucleotides. Its product is annotated as gamma-aminobutyric acid receptor subunit gamma-2. NCBI's taxonomy places the organism in Eukaryota, Metazoa, Chordata, Actinopteri, Acipenseriformes, Acipenseridae. Gene Ontology annotation, molecular function: benzodiazepine receptor activity; inhibitory extracellular ligand-gated monoatomic ion channel activity; transmitter-gated monoatomic ion channel activity involved in regulation of postsynaptic membrane potential. The coding region runs from base 23 to 1165 and encodes 380 amino acids. The record is from RefSeq and is a predicted model, not a curated record. Gene Ontology annotation, cellular component: synapse; postsynapse; GABA-A receptor complex. Gene Ontology annotation, biological process: nervous system process; monoatomic ion transmembrane transport; signal transduction. The transcript is spliced from 8 exons.
ACCAACUAUCAUUCACACAGACAUGUAUGUGAAUAGCAUUGGUCCUGUGAAUGCUAUAAAUAUGGAAUAUACAAUUGAUAUAUUUUUUGCACAAACCUGGUAUGAUAGACGUUUGAAAUUCAAUAGCACGAUGAAGGUGCUCAGGCUUAACAGUAACAUGGUGGGCAAAAUUUGGAUCCCUGACACCUUCUUUCGGAACUCAAAAAAGGCAGAUGCUCAUUGGAUAACAACACCCAAUCGAAUGCUUAGGAUCUGGAACGAUGGGAAGAUACUGUAUACACUAAGGUUAACUAUUGAUGCUGAGUGCCAGUUAAAACUGAACAAUUUCCCCAUGGAUGAGCAUUCCUGUCCUCUGGAGUUCUCAAGCUAUGGCUAUCCAAGAGAAGAGAUUAUCUACCAGUGGAAGAGGCACUCUGUUGAGAUUGGAGACACUCGAUCAUGGAGGCUUUACCAAUUCUCCUUUGUUGGCCUGAGAAAUACAACUGAGGUUGUGAAGACAACAUCAGGAGAUUAUGUGGUGAUGACAGUCUUCUUUGAACUAAGCAGGAGGAUGGGGUAUUUUACAAUUCAAACCUACAUUCCCUGCACUCUGAUUGUUGUGCUGUCCUGGGUGUCUUUCUGGAUUAAUAAGGAUGCAGUGCCUGCCAGAACAUCCUUAGGAAUCACAACUGUCCUGACAAUGACCACACUGAGUACAAUUGCCCGUAAAUCCCUUCCCAAAGUUUCCUAUGUGACUGCGAUGGAUUUGUUUGUCUCUGUUUGCUUUCUUUUCGUUUUCGCUGCUCUGAUUGAAUACGGGACCUUGCACUACUUUAUCAGCAACAGGAAACCGAGCAAACCGGGCAAGAAGAGGAAAAAUCCUCUCCUUCGGCUGUUUUCUUCAAAGACGCCCACUGUUGAUAUUCGACCACGCUCUGCCACAGCCAUUCAGAUGAACAAUGCCACGCACCUUCAGGAGAGAGAUGAGGAGUAUGGGUAUGAGUGUCUGGAUGGCAAGGACUGCUCCAGCUUCUUCUGCUGUUUUGAAGACUGCCGAUCAGGGGCAUGGCGGCACGGUCGAAUACACAUCCGCGUCUCCAAAAUUGACUCCUAUGCCCGCAUCUUCUUCCCUACUGCCUUUGGUUUGUUUAACCUAGUAUACUGGAUCUCCUAUCUCUAUCUUUAGGGUAAUAGAUGUAGCUGGCCUUAAUAUCAAAAUCCACUUGCAAGACCAUAUCUUUUUUGACCCCUAGCAAAACAAGCGUACAGUGUCUGUCUUUUUUAUUAUUUAAAUUGUAUUGAUCUUAUUAUUGUUAUUAUUUUUGUAUUAUUAUUUUUCGAGCCUUAGUUUAGAUCCAACAAAAAUGUGUAGCAAAUUUCCAAAAGGAGUUGAAUUCUGUACAGAUGCAGCUAGACUGUGACAUUGUCUCAUUGAUACCUUCAUGGCUAGGACAGGUACGGAUUAACGAGACAAAGUCAGAUGCUGUAACCUAAAUCCAGUGCUUGUGAAUGCAGCUCAGGAAGGUAUACAGUCAGGCUUUCUCAUGCACGUUUUCAUUCUACUGUUGCCUUUUUCUAGAGACCCCUAAACACAGGCUGCUGGAGUAAGCAAUGUCAUUGUCUGAUUAGCUUGUUGUCAAGAAAUACAAAUUACAGCCAAUAGAUCUGCAAGAUGAUUUUUUCGAUCCUUUUUUUUUUCUUAACAAUGGUUUAGUAUAUUUAAAAAAAAUGUGUGCAAUGGCCAAUUGAAAGAGACUACUGUAUAGCAAAUGAAUAAACCAGUAUUUAAGAAUAUUAAUCAGGAAGUCGUGCCUGCUUAUCUAUGGAGCUUCAGUUGUUUUAUGAGUUCCAUAACUAUAUCGGGAUUACAGACCUGACUGUAAAAGCUUAAAGUGAUCACUCCUUGCCUUUAAUGGUGUGGACAGGGCUAUAAAAAUAUAUGGUCUAUAAUAAAAUGUAAAAAUGCUGUAAAUAUUUGAAUAGAAUGUAGUGGUUUCAAUUUACUGCAUGCAUUUUUCAGGCCAAAAAAAAAAAAAGAAAAUAUGUACUUUGGUCUUUUGUUCUGUUGUCUAUGGAAAACUCCUGUAAAUUAAACUGGAUUCAUUUUUUAAUUUUUUUCUCUGCCCAUUUCCAAUGCACAUGAAAUCUGAUCAGGUAAAUGCAGCAUCAGAUGCAAACUGUUCAAAGUGUUUAAAAAAAAAAAAAAAAAAAAAAGAUACAUGAAUUGCAUACAAACCCUAGGAAUACAUUUUAAUCAUGGUGUCUCUAUCAUUAGAGCAGCUUAAAAAUAAAAAAAAAUCACUGAAAACAAAAACGAUGAUAUCUGAACACAAUUACUUGUAUACAAUUCCACAAUUGUUACCUGCAUCGCAAGUGUUGCUUGUUUUGUAACUUGAUGCUUUACAAAAGCUGCUAAAAAUAAAUCUAAUCUUAGGUAAGUGGCCAUCAGUACACUGUAUAUCACUGUUUUAAAGACAAUGUAAUGGUACUGAGGCUGCAAUGUUGUACCCAGCCCCAUUCUAGCUUUGCCUUGUCCUUCCAAUGAAUUUUCCCCUAGCGGUCAUUUUCUCAUUGUCCAUGUCCCUUCAUGUGUAGAAAUAUUAUUUGCUCUGGCAUGGCUUACAGUAAUCCAUCAUAUACAUGUUGUGUCCUAGCAUAGCAAGACUAUACCUGACAGAAAAAAAAAAAUGACCACAGGUUCAAAGGGCCCCAGAGCAACAA